AUUUUUUUCUGUAAACAUUUGUGAACUUUUCUUGUAGAAUUUCUCUGUAAAUUAACACAAUAAAUAGGUUAAUUUAAUAAAAACAUUAAAAAGAAACAUGCAAUUGAUUUCUAAGAAAAUCUUUUGGUUUUUUACUACGUAGACAAAGUGCAUGCAUCUUCAUUGCGACCCGCACAACCAUCACAAGAACAGCAAUUCUGCUGUAAUAAAAGUAUAGACCAACGAAAAUAAAUAUUUCUACACAAAAAGGUCAAGAAAUUUGUAUUAUUAAACAAAACUUCAAAAAGACGUGAACUCAUUUAAUAUUCAAAUCAUGGACGAAUCGAAUAUGCAGGAUAAGGAACGCUUCGCGAGUCGUGAAAAUCAUUGCGAGAUCGAGAGACGUCGGCGUAAUAAAAUGACCGCUUAUAUCACGGAACUCUCUGACAUGGUGCCAACAUGCAGUGCAUUGGCCCGCAAACCUGAUAAAUUAACCAUACUUCGUAUGGCAGUUGCCCAUAUGAAAGCACUACGUGGUACUGGAAAUACAAGCAGUGAUGGCACUUAUAAACCUUCAUUCCUUACCGAUCAAGAACUAAAACACUUAAUUUUAGAGGCAGCCGAUGGAUUUCUAUUUGUUGUUUCAUGUGAUUCGGGCCGGGUUAUUUACGUUUCUGAUUCAGUAACUCCAGUAUUAAACUACACACAGACUGAUUGGUAUGGUACAAGUUUAUAUGAGCACAUACAUCCUGAUGAUCGUGAAAAAAUUCGUGAACAACUAUCAACACAAGAAUCGCAAAAUACUGGUCGUAUAUUGGACUUGAAAACAGGUACUGUUAAGAAGGAAGGACACCAAUCAUCAAUGCGUCUUAGCAUGGGAGCACGUCGUGGUUUUAUAUGUCGUAUGAGAGUUGGAAAUGUUAACCCUGAUAGUAUGGUAGCGGGCCAUUUGAAUCGUUUGAAACAAAGAAAUUCACUUGGCCCCUCCCGUGAUGGCACUAAUUAUGCAGUGGUACAUUGCACUGGUUAUAUAAAAAAUUGGCCACCAACUGAUAUGUUCCCUGGUGUCCACAUGGAACGUCCAGUCGAUGACGAUAUGCAUGCAUCACAUUGUUGUUUAGUGGCUAUUGGGCGAUUACAGGUAACCUCUACAGCCUCAAAUGAUAUGACAAAUUCAAACAAUCAAUCUGAAUUUAUAACUCGUCAUGCAAUGGAUGGGAAAUUUACAUUUGUUGACCAACGUGUGAUGAAUGUUCUUGGUUACAGCCCCACUGAUUUACUUGGAAAAAUAUGUUACGAUUUCUGUCACGCCGAAGACCAAAUGAACGUCAAGGAUAGUUUCGACCAAGUAUUAAAGCAGAAAGGAAACUUUUCUUUGAUGUAUCGUUCAAGAGCUAAAAGUGGAGAGUACGUUUGGAUACGCACACAUGCAAACGCAUUUUUAAAUCCAUACACCGAAGAAGUUGAAUACAUCGUAUGCACUAAUAGCUCAGCAAAGACUCUACAUUCAAACACUGGGCAUGAUACUAACAACCCGGAUCAAUCAGCUGGUGAACACAUCUACGUAGCACCUGUCGUCGAUUACACCUUACAGGCCCGUCGGGAUGUCACUCCAUCUGCAGCUGCUAGCGACGGUAUGUAUGCCUCUCAUGGCAUGAUCGGUGCACACAUACCCCCUCAAAGUGCAAUGGCAACUCAACAAGCUAAUAAUGUAACACGUCCUGGUUCAGCACAAAAUCCCGUUACUUAUAAUUAUGAUGCAACACACUCGCCACUAAGCGGUUAUCCACCAACAGCAGCUGGUCCCUCACCGAACACCGCACAUAUGGCGAAAAUUCCCAAAGCUAACAGUUCUCCAACACCGGCUACACCAACGUGGACAACAAUUCGUCAACAACAGAACGUAUCAGAAGGCUACCAAUACAAUCAAACAAGUCCUGCUCGUUCCCCUAGUGGUCCAACUUAUACACAACUAAGUGCAGGUAACACACGUCAAGCUGCUUAUCAUACAGGCAAUAAUGGACAAACUGCUCCGCCGCCACCAACAAAUGCUCCUGGCAUGUGGGGCGACUGGCAAAAUCCCACUCAACCACAACAUCCGCAUGUACCGCACGUCGCUCCUCACACUACACAUGGGCCACAUGUCGUUCAUGGAGCACAUGUGCAGGCAGGACAACCGCAAGGUCAAGAGUUUUCUGACAUGCUACAAAUGUUGGACCAGAGUGGCACCACCACUUUUGAGGACUUGAACAUUAAUAUGUUUAAUACGCAAUUUGAAUAGUUACAAGGAUUACAACAUGUAUGUGUACGUUAGUAGUUCAUAAGUAAUGCAAUAUGUCUUAAAGUAUACAUUUAUAAUUAUAUUUAUCAGAAAAGCACUAAUAUUUUAGUGAAAACUAAGAUUGCUCAUUUUGCAACUUAAUAAUGUUGUCAACAUAGCACAUUUGCAAAACCUUUAAAUUGUCACGUCUCUUGGUGAAAUUUAUAUGCAUUCUUUCUUAAGAAACUUUGUUGCGAGGUUAAAAUGGCAAUAACGACUCGAAUAACGCUUUAAAUGUAAAGAAAAAAAAUUAAGAUUGCUUUUAUAUUUUCAAACAGAAAGUGGAAAAUCUAUUGUUAAAUCCAUAAAAAAAAAUAUGUCAGCAGGAAUGUAAUUUAUUUUGUAAAUGAAUAACGCAACAGACGAUAAUGUAGUAGGGGUUUGUAUGUUAGUAUUAUUUUAUAUUUUCCAAAAAUAUUUCUGAAUAACAAAUAAUACUAAAAAAUUUAUGUAUACAUAUGUAUGUAUAUUGUUGCAGUCAAGCGCAAGCGCUCGUAUGUGCUGAAGUUGCAAUAUCUACUUGAACAGAACUUGGUACUUUUCAGAAAUAAAAUCUGUGUAUAUGCAUUUGUUAAUUUCAGAACUUCCAAGAUAAUAUAAAUUUAUAUACAUACAUAUGUAUGUAUGCAAUAUAUUAUGUUGGUUGCAUAAGCUUGUCGUACGCGGUUAAUAAAAAACAACGAACAAUUGAUGAUCCU
Molecule: messenger RNA, 2997 nt
Organism: Ceratitis capitata (Mediterranean fruit fly)
Lineage: Eukaryota; Metazoa; Arthropoda; Insecta; Diptera; Tephritidae
Gene: tgo
Product: aryl hydrocarbon receptor nuclear translocator homolog
Exons: 2
Coding region: 314-2260 (648 amino acids)
Biological process (GO): regulation of transcription by RNA polymerase II
Cellular component (GO): nucleus; transcription regulator complex; cytoplasm
Molecular function (GO): RNA polymerase II cis-regulatory region sequence-specific DNA binding; protein dimerization activity; DNA-binding transcription factor activity, RNA polymerase II-specific
Source: RefSeq, a predicted model, not a curated record